GAGGUUGUCUCACUUCCCGGAUCGGAUCGACCUGCUUCAAACGCGGUCACCGAGGCCGAAUUGAUCGAUGCUCUGAAUGCUUGUUCCUCCAAGCACAUUUCGCUCACCAAAGAAGCUGCGAUGGGCCAAGGUUGGGAUCGACAUUUGUUCGCUCUUCGUCAUUUCGCCCUGUUAGAGCAUGCUGGUGGAUUGUCUAUGCCCGACCUAUUCCUGGACGAUAGCUACGCCCAUAUUAAUCGGAUUGUGCUCUCAACCAGCACUCUUUCGUCUCCGUUCUUCGCAAUGGGUGGAUUCGGUCCGACUUCACCGAACGGUUAUGGGCUUGGUUAUGCGAUUCACAGUCUCCGACAGUGUGUUACCCAAGACAACGGAAGAAGUUACGGUCUUGUGCAUAUGCGAAAGAAACAAGCACCCGUUCAUGGCUGUUUGGGAAACAGUACGGGAAACUUGUGGCCAGGUCGCAUCUGA
Echinostoma caproni is the source of this 468-nucleotide messenger RNA. The record is from the annotation of a GenBank genome assembly. NCBI's taxonomy places the organism in Eukaryota, Metazoa, Platyhelminthes, Trematoda, Plagiorchiida, Echinostomatidae.